This is a messenger RNA of Cladocopium goreaui, 2727 nucleotides long. Lineage: Eukaryota; Dinophyceae; Suessiales; Symbiodiniaceae. The record is from the annotation of a GenBank genome assembly.
CAAGUACCAGGUCCGCUUGUGUCAUCAUUCAAUAAGCAAUGGCGGUGGCAAGAAAGAACUAGUCUUGGAAGUGCAGGCUGUGCCUGGGCCCAGUUUUCACAAAACGGACCGGGCUUCUACGGCCAUGACGCAGCGAAGUUGGCGAUGUUCCAUGAAGGUCCACAAGUUCUUCCAGUCUCGCACCAUCUAUGCGGUGCAGGCGGUGCAGCAUUUUUCUUGAGCUGUUUGGCGCAGCGCGCAGCCGACGUGGAAGUCAUCUAUGAAGAGCAACGCUGCGGAACGCAGUCCACCCUCCGGCGGAAGAAGUUCAAAGAAGCCUUGAGGGAUCUGGAUGCUCUCAGAUCGGCCUCACCAAUGUGGCUUUGCGAUGAGACAUUGGUAGCCACGAUGGAUGACUUCGGCCUUUCAGAACUGCCUGGUUGUGAUCGAGACAUGUUGAAGUGCUUUGUUGAGCUUGGACCUCCAUCCAGUUGCGCCUUGUGGUUUGCGACUGCUGGGGCUUUGAGCUGUUGGCGACGCGACCCAAUUUGCUGGAGCACCCAAAUCUUGGUGCUUCUGGGUAGUGCCACCGUUCAGCUGAGCGCUGCCGCGCCCAUCCACGCGCUGCCCUCGGGCUUGGGCGAUGCGGCGGUGGCUCCGGUGGCUCCGACAUCCAAGGAUUGGCUGACCAUUCCGGCUGGCCAGAUGUUGGUCAUACCGCCUGGCUGGUGGUAUGCCCUGGGCUGUAGCGAAAAAUUACUGGCGAUCCAGAUGCAGAGCCUGAGGAAAGAAGAUGCGACUUGGGCAUUGGCAAAGCUGCUGACUUCUCUUGGACACAGCCCUAGGUGUGAUGCGACACCAGAGCAGCUUGCGCAAGAAGCAGCCACCGCCGUGGCCGCCGUGGCACCUGAAAGAUUUCAGCGUUGUCUGCGGGGCCUGUUUCCUCUACCCAAAGGGUUUGAGCUCGAGCUCGAAGACGAUUCCGAGGCUUCACAGCAGAGACUGUUGAACGUGAUGUGGGACCUCACGGCUGUGCAUCCUGACUUCGUGGCCACCGGGCGCUGCCUGCCGCCCGAGAGCAUCUCCUGGUCGCGCCAAUCACUGGAGGCUUUUGUGGUUACGGCGGGCUUUUGGCGUCCGCCGCAGCUGGUCCGCAGAACAGUUCGUCGUUGCCCGUUGUUUCCGCUGACGGAGUGGCCGCUGCCAGGACGGCACGCACCGCUAUCUCAGUCCGCGUUUCCGCGCAUCAUCUGGAUGUUUUGGGCGCAGGGCGAUGGCAAAGGCUUGGGCUUCUUCAGGCGAGCCUGCAUUCAAUCCUGGGUCUGCAAUAACCCCGCCUGGCGCGUAGUUUUGCUGAGCGUUUCCUCAUGUUUUUCCUUCAUUGCCACCAGUGAUCUGCCAGAGAAGUGGCAGUACCUCCGUUGGGACGUGCUGUCUGAUGCAGUUCGCCUCGCACUCUUAGCCCGACAUGGGGGUGUAUACGUGGACAUCAGCGUGGUGUGCACAAAGCCGCUGGAUGAUUGGCUGAACUUGAGCAGUUCAGCAACUGACAUAGACCUAGAGGCCUUUUACUAUCCCAAGUUCGGACGUUCAGACCACACCAACAGAGGUGAGUUUGUGGAGAAUUGGUUUUUGGCAAGUCCAAAAUGUAGCGAACUAAUGCAACGAUGGCACGCUGCUUUCCUGCAGUUCUGGAAGGGUCGCACGGAUGCAACUCAGGAUGGUGGCUUGCUUGCCAGCGGCAUGUUUAAAGAUAUCGACCUCCAGGCUAUGAGGGAAGAUCAGACCAAUUACCUUACGAUGCAUUGCUGCUUCAAAUGGCUGAUUGAUUCUGAUCCCUUUGCUCGGCAGCGUUGGCAAACAGCUACCGCUUUACAUUCAGGAGAUGCUGCUAUUGGUUGGAUUCGUGAGCUAGGGGGUGUUGAGCAAAAUUGGAAUGAGACAAAUGUUGCCUGCUUUCACGUGGCACGGUGGCUUUAUAAGAAUGACACUGCCUGGGUUUCAGAGCUCAUUCAGAGGGCUCCUAUGCUGAAGUUUGUGGGUGCACAUGCGAGCAUCUUUGACAAGCAGCCUGAGCAGAACCUCAUGCAGCAAGGCACUUGCAUGUGUUUUCUGAUGAAUCAUUCCGUCGCUUGGAGCACGGGCCCUGAAGUCCUGGAGUUUGACACAUUCGAAGUGGUGAAUUGACAGUGCAAGAAUCCAUGACAGCUGGGCGCUGCGGCGCGAUCGGCUUCCCAAGAUACGUUUUUUGCAGUCGACUCUUUGAGCUGGGCCCCUGGGCUGAACCGCUGAACCUCCCGGUUUCAGAACCUCAAAUGAUUCAAAUGGCUUCCAGCUCCACUUCACAGUGCAACUGUUGCAAGGGACUUCGUGAUGCAGGCACCAGCUCGAUACAGCUUGGCAGCUCCGGCGGCUUUGCCAACAAAGCUGAUGAGUGACCAAUGAGACAAGAGGAGCCAGGGUCAGUGACAGGAAAGGGCAGACGUCGUGACGUUGACAUUUUCCAAAUUUCUUGGGCUGGUCAGAAUCCAGAGUCAACUGGUGUGCUUGAUCGCCGAGAAGAGGCAAUAAAGCCCGAGUUUCGUGAACCUAGAGCUGAUACAUGAUUGUGAGGGAUUCUCGGGAUGAUGCUGGCCUUAGAAACGAUUUUUUUAGCUCUCAUUCCACCGAAAGACGUUGGCUUUAGCUUGUGAGGCUGAAGAAUAGCAUAGCCACGUUAGGGUUCAGAGAUGAGUGAUGAGUGUGUGC